This is a messenger RNA of Neltuma alba, 820 nucleotides long. RefSeq names its product P34 probable thiol protease-like. Bases 37 to 681 code for a protein of 214 amino acids. The record is from RefSeq and is a predicted model, not a curated record. Gene Ontology annotation, biological process: proteolysis. The transcript is spliced from 4 exons. Gene Ontology annotation, molecular function: cysteine-type peptidase activity. Lineage: Eukaryota; Viridiplantae; Streptophyta; Magnoliopsida; Fabales; Fabaceae.
GUCCAACAGAAGGACUCGUGUGCACCCCCUUCUACCAUGGAUUGGAGAAAGCAAGGAGUUGUGACUCCAGUUAAAGACCAACAAUCUUGUGGAAGUUGUUGGGCAUUUGGAGCCACUGGAGCCUUGGAAUCGAUUUAUGCAAUAACCACCCGCAAACUUGUUAGCCUUUCUGAGCAAGAACUCGUAGACUGCGACCCCUUGAGCCAAGGUUGUACCGGUGGAUGGCCCCAUAAUGCCUUUAAAUGGGUCGUCCAAAAUGGCGGGAUUAGUAAAGAAGAAGAUUAUCCUUAUGUCUCUCAGCAGGGUCCUUGCAAAGCCAACAUGCAUGAUGGAGACAAAGUGGUUAAAAUUAGUAGCUACAGUAAGAUACCAGAAUCGGAUGAUGCUCUCUUGUGCGCCGCCUCUAAGCAGCCUGUACCUGUCGCUUUCAAUGCAACAGAUCUUCGAUUUUAUGAGAGUGGAGUUUAUGAUGGUGAGAAUUGCCCCGAGGAUUCAACCGGUGUGACUCAUGUCGCUUUGAUUGUUGGAUAUGAUUCAAAAAAUGGCACGGAUUAUUGGAUUGCGAAGAACUCAUGGGGAGAGAAUUGGGGAAUGAACGGAUACUUCUUUAUUAAAAGGAACACAAACUUACCACAUGGAGUUUGCGCCCUCAAUGCUUGGGCUUAUGUCCCAAACAUAUAGGCUAGUACACUUGUUACUUGGUCCGUCCCAUUGUCAAUCUGUUAUGUGAUGUACUUCUUAAUUAUUUGCUUUUGUGUGAUGAUUUACUAUGAACUCAUCAAGUCUCUAUCAUCAACUUUAAAUAAAAAGCCUUAAAUUA